GUCGGGAGUAAUGUUUAAUGGGUAGCUUUCCUUUUUAGUGUUUUCGUGGAUUUCUUCUCAAAAAGUUUUCUUUUUGCAUUCCGCAAACCAAAUUAGUAGAAAAAUAUGGAAGUGGAUACACCGAAGGAGUCCACAAAGAUGGAUACAGAUGAACAACCUGAUCAGCAGAAUGUGGAGCAAGAAGGGGAGGAAGAAUUUAAUCGAUUUCAGCAGGGUGGUCGUGGUGGCUUCCGGGGACGCCCGUGGGGUCCUCCUCCUCGCUUUGGUGGCCGUGGAUAUGGGCCACCGGGUGGAAUGAUGCGAGGACGUGGGCAGCCUCCUUUCUAUCGUGGUCGCGGUGGAGGUCCCCCGCCGCGUUUCCAGGGGCCCAACUACGACUGGAAUCCCAUGGGGCAGCCGCCGUACAUGAAUGGGCCACCGGGGAUGAAUCCCCAUAUGCCGUAUGGCGGGCCUCAGGGGAUGCAGGCACCUCCCGUAAUGCAGGAAUUGUGGGUGGAGACAAAGACGGAAGAAGGAAAAUCCUACUACUACCAUGCCGUUAGUCGGGAGACAACGUGGACACGCCCUGAGGGGCCACACAUCAAAAUCAUGACACAAGCUGAAGUUGAGGCAUUGAAUGCUAAAAAUCCAGCUCAGCAGCAGACACAGCAGAUGCAGCAGCAAGCACAGCAGACUCCACAGCAAACGCCGCAACAAGCUGUGCAGCAAACACCUCAAAAUCAGGCAGUAGUUGAGGUACAACCUGCUGCUGAAGGGGUUACUCCACAGAGUGACACCCCGGGAAAUGCAACAGAUCCUUCUGCUGUAGCUACAGUCACGGAAUCCGCGCAAAAUGGGGCAAUUCCGGGAGAAAUAAAAACAGAUCCGGUUGUGGCGCAGGUUCCACAGCAAGCUGUAGUGGCUCAAGCAGCUCCAGUGCAGGCUGCACCGGCUACACAGCAACCUCAACCGCUGAUGCAGUCUUUCAUGAGUGCCCCACCGCCGCAGUAUAACCAACAGGCACCUUUUGCAAUGCCCCCGCCGGGUUUUCAUGGUUUCCCACCCGCACAAUGGGGUGUUCCGCCCAAUAUGCCAUGGGCAAUGCAUCAGGAGCAGCAGGAUAAGAAAAUCAGCGACAUUGAUCCCACCAUUGUGGCCAAGGCGGCCGAAUGGACGGAACACAAGGCACCCGAUGGACGGCCAUACUACUACAAUGCCGCCAAGGGGGAGAGUGUCUGGGAACGCCCUCAGGCUCUUCGUGACUUGGAUGCAGCUCGUAUUGCUGCCCAAACAAAUUCACUGCAUCACCCCCCACUUAUGCAGCAACCUCUCAUACCACCAGCUCAGCAUCAAGUACCCCCGCCGAGUAUGGUGCAGCAAGUGCCGGGAAUUCAGGGAAGUGUUGUAUUUGAUCCACUGGGAUUUGCUGUGAAACCUCAAGGAGAAGGAGUGGUGCAGCAACAGCAGCAGAAGAAGGAUGAUGAAUCGUCUGAAUCGAAGGCAGAGAAGAAGAGAAAAGCCGAAGCGGAAAGGAAGAAGAAGGAGGAAGAGGAAAAGGCAAAAGUUGCAAAGCAGCAGGAUAAAACUAGACCAAUCUCUAGUACACCAAUCAGUGGGACACCGUGGUGUGUAGUUUGGACGGGAGAUGGGAGAGUCUUCUUCUACAAUCCCUCAACAAGGACAUCCGUGUGGGAGCGUCCGGAAGAUCUCCUGGAACGUGCAGAUGUGGAUAAAGCCGUGUCAACGCCUCCCGAGCAACUUGCCAGCAGUGUAUCCAGUGGAGCUGAUAGUGUGGCAGCAGCUAAGGAGGAGACAAAGCAGAAUGCAGCAGAGUCACCGAAGAAGCGUUCGGAAUCGGAUUCAAGUGAUGAAAGUGACGAGACACCAACGAAAAAGGUCAAAAUAGAUGACGAUGUAACCAUCGUGGGGACAAAGAGCAGCGACCGGAAUCGCGGGGACAUUGGCAAGGAAGCAGCCAUGGAGGCAGAGGUGAGAGCUUCACGUGAACGUGCCCUCGUACCACUGGACAUUCGCGUCAAGUCAUUCAAGGAGAUGCUCAAGGAGAAAGAUGUUUCAGCUUUUAGUACAUGGGAAAAGGAAUUACACAAAAUUGUCUUUGAUCCCAGAUAUUUGCUGCUAACGUCCAGGGAGCGUAAGCAAGUCUUCGAGAAGUACGUCAAGGAGCGUGCUGAGGAGGAACGUCGUGAGAAGCGCAACAAAAUGCGGCAGAAGCGUGAAGAUUUUCGUGCUCUCAUGGAAUCGGCCAAUCUGCACGGGAAAUCAUCUUUCACGGACUUUGUGCAGCGAUUUGCAAAGGAUGAUCGUUUCAAGGCAAUCGAGAAAGUGCGAGAGCGCGAAGGACUCUUCAAUGAGUUCAUUGUGGAUCUACGGAAGCGCGAAAAAGAGGAUAAAAUCUUCAAGAAGGAACAGGUGAGAAAGGAAUUUAUUGAGAUGCUAAAAGAUAAUCCCGAAAUUGACAGACACUGUCGAUGGGUGGAUGUGAAGAAGCGCAUUGAGACGGAUGCACGUUAUCGGGCAGUUGAGAGUGGUGUCCUACGGGAGGAUUACUUCCAUGAGUACUGCAGAAUUAUGAAGGAGGAGAAGAAGCGUGCUAAGGAGAAGGAGAAGGAAAAGGACAGGGAGAAGGAGCGUGAGAAGAAAGAGAAGAAAGGAAAACGCGAUAAGAGUAAGGAUCGUGAGAAGGAGAAGGAAAAGGAGAAGAAAAGACGCGACAGUCGCAAGGAUAGCAGCGAUAGGGGGAGAGAGUCAUCGGUGGAUCAGGAGGAGGGUGAACAUCCGCCAACGUCAGAUGAGGAAACAGAUCGACAACAGAAAGAGCGUGAGCGUCAAAUAAGGGCAGAAGCGAGCAUUAAGGAGCGCGAGAAGGAAGUUCAGCGAACACUUGCAACGCAUUUGCGUGAUCGCGACAAGGAGCGUGAGCACCAUAAGCGCGAUGAGGCAAUUCGGCAUUUUACAGCUCUCCUUGCUGAUCUCGUACGGAAUGCUGAUCUCACGUGGAAGGAGGUGAAGAAGCAACUGCGGAAGGAUCAUCGAUGGGAAUUGGUGGAGCAGCUGGAGCGUGAGGAUCGCGAGAGAAUCUUCAAUGAUCACAUUGGGAGCUUGGCGAAGAAGAAGAGAGAUAAAUUCCGUGAGAUGCUCGAUGAAAUGGUACAGUUGGAGCUGACAAGCUCCUGGAAGGAGGUUAAAAGGCUCAUCAAGGAGGAUCCGAGAUACUUAAAAUACAACAGCAGUGAAAAGUGCGAACGGGAAUUCCGUGAGUAUGUACGAGAUAAAACAGUUGAGGCAAAGUCAUCCUUCAGGGAGCUGCUGCAGGAAUGCAAAUUGAUUACCCACAAGAGUUUUGAUACACUCAAAGAUAACCCAAAUCAUCUCAGGGAAAUUGAGGAGAUACUGAAGAAUGACAAGAGAUACCUUGUUUUGGAGCACAUUGCCCAUGAGAGGACACAAAUGAUUUUGCAUCAUCUUGAGGAUCUCAAUAAACGGGGACCGCCACCACCCCCGACUGCUAGUGAAUCAACACGUAGAAAGUAAAUUAACUUACCAUCUCCGAAAUUUAUUGUCUCUAUAAUCUCUCCAUCAUACAAAUAAAAUUUAAUCAUCAA
Lutzomyia longipalpis is the source of this 3602-nucleotide messenger RNA. RefSeq names its product transcription elongation regulator 1. The transcript is spliced from 8 exons. Gene Ontology annotation, molecular function: transcription coregulator activity; RNA polymerase binding. The record is from RefSeq and is a predicted model, not a curated record. Gene Ontology annotation, cellular component: nucleus. The coding region runs from base 106 to 3531 and encodes 1141 amino acids. NCBI's taxonomy places the organism in Eukaryota, Metazoa, Arthropoda, Insecta, Diptera, Psychodidae.